Chrysoperla carnea is the source of this 2126-nucleotide messenger RNA. RefSeq lists its product as uncharacterized. The coding region runs from base 1 to 2055 and encodes 684 amino acids. The transcript is spliced from 8 exons. Gene Ontology annotation, molecular function: protein binding. NCBI's taxonomy places the organism in Eukaryota, Metazoa, Arthropoda, Insecta, Neuroptera, Chrysopidae. The record is from RefSeq and is a predicted model, not a curated record.
AUGUUUUGUUUGUUUUCGAUAUUAUUUGUAAUCGUAGUCAUUAAUAAUACUGAAAGUGUUAAAUUACAAAUUUACGCAAAUGAUACUUAUAUUAGUAAAAUUUAUAUCGGUAAAGUUAGAGAAUCAUUACGUUUGACGUGUAAAUUAUUGGAAGACAACGAUUCACAUUAUAAUAAAUGUAUAUUAGAAUGGAAAAAACCGAAGUUCAUUCAAAACAAUCACAAUCGAAUAAGACCUAACAUUGAGCAAAAUGAAGCCACCUUGGACAUAUUAUCGCUUCAAAGAUCGGAUAUUGGACAAUACACAUGUUUAUGCAAAGCCUUGAAUUUGACUGCAAAAAUAACAUUAAAUGUAAAACCAUUAAGUAUCCCAUAUUGUGGUCAAAGUAUGUUCGUAUGUGAAAAAUCUGAAAAAUGUAUUGCACAACAUUAUGUUUGUGAUGGGAAAAUUGAUUGUAAAUAUGGCGAAGACGAACAUUAUAAUCAAUGUGGCACAGACGCAUGCAUUGGUAAAAUUCGUAAUUGUAAAGAUGGUCGAUGCAUUCCAGCAAAUUGGUGUUGUAACACUGAUUUAGAUCCAAAUUGUACUGUUAAAGAGCGUCCAUCAUGUUGCAGGCAACAGUUUAAAUUGAUUCAAGAACAGUCAUCUGGAUACAGUGAAUAUCAUAGCUUUAAGCAUGGCUUACUCAAAGCUACCAUCUUCACAUUGUUUGUUGGAGCCGUACUAUUCUUUUUUCUGGUAUCAAUAUGUUUACUUGUAUUGUGUCGCAUCCAUAUCCAUUCAUGUCCAGCGAAUCAGGACAUACGUGAAGUAUGUUCACGUACACGUAUCCCAUUCUAUGAUUUUUAUUUAUAUUUAAAUCGUAAUUGGAACAAUUUAGACCAUUCGUGUGUUCAACAACGACCUGCAUUACGUAGUGCAUUAUAUUCCAAUGGCCAACACCAACGCCAACGCCAACAUCGUAGCCAACGUGUUGCGGAUCAAACCAAUAGUAAUUUUAGUAGUGGUUUUGAUAUCGGUAGUUCAGUCAAUCGUUCCAUACCUCAUAGUAUCCUCUUAAUGUCCUACUUAAAUAAUGAAGUUCAAUAUAUACAUAGACCAGCAAGUCCUCCACCAUAUUCAGAAAUAUGUGAUACAACUAUUGGAAUAACAGAUCCACCACCGCCGUAUGUGAGUCGUGAAAAUAUAUCGGAACCUGUAAAUAAUGACGACCAAUGUUUACUUGGACGUGGAUACGUUUUAGUUACAACACAUAGUGAUGAUGAAGAUGUUAAUCAAAAUAUUAAUGAUACAAACACAAGUUGUGCAAUUUACGAUUCACCUACCCCCACUCCUUCCGUACCGGAUACUAAAACUGUACUACCAAAUCAAUUAAAUACAUCGAAGAAGUAUGAUAUCAAAAAAUUACGACAAGAAUUUCUUGGUGCGACUACCUCAACAAAUUUUUCCGAUUCGGAAUGUAGUACAUCGGAUUGUGAAUUUUCUACAUUAUAUUCAUCCUUAUACCCAACCGAUAUCGAAAAUAAUAAUAAUAUUUUCGAGGAAAUUAGUGAUAAUAAAAAUGAUAAUAAAAUUGAUAAUAGUAGCGAAACAACCUUAAAUCAAGUAGCGACAUCAUCUGCAGCAACGACUACAAAUGGUGUAAAAUUACGUGAAACACAUGUAGAUAGUACAGAGAAUGUAGGAAAACGUUCAACAAAUACAAGACGACCGCGUAGUUUAAAUUGUGAUAUUUAUUUACCAUCACGUUCAUCACAACAGAGUGAUUUGAAUUCAACAUCAACAACGAGUAGAUUGUUACCUCCAUUAAUUAAAUGCAAUAGUGGUAAUUUAAAUUCAUUCUCUGAUCAUGAUGACGAUUCAACGUUCACCGAUAGUGAUAGACCACCAAGUAAAAGUGGUCGCUUACAAUUAAGUAUACGACAUAGUAUCGCUGAUUUAUCACCCAGUGGCUCUAGCGAAUAUAAAUACUUUGAGAUACCUACAUAUGAUCGAGAAUCGCGAUUAUUAACUUUACCAUUACGUGAGAGUUUUAUUGGAUUGCGUAAAGAGUGAUGUAUUCAAACAUUUACCAUUUUGCGAUGUGUUCAGAUUAAAUGGAAGCCAUUUUAAAUAGAGUUGCCGAA